AUGAGAAAUGGUAGGGUGAGUGUUCAAAGUUCAAAACAAUCAAACCCUCCAACUGAACCCACACCACUCUCGCCUAAUCUGAGCACAAUGAACUUUGGUAAUUCAAAAUCUGUUAGAUUUAAAGAUGAUCUUGAAACUACUGAGUUUGCAACACCAGAAAAAGGCAGUUUGUUCAAGCUCACGUCUGUGAUGAAUGGGAUACUAACACCCAAGUCAUGCUUGAAGAAUACUGAGGCGGGCACCACAGGAAAGCCAUUUAAGGAGAAAAAACUUCUAAGAGUUUUCUCUGAGGAUUACGAUGUAGUGCAGAGGAUUAUACUAGAUCCUCGAGGAACUGUUGUGAACAAUUGGAACAAAUGUUUCUUAGUUGCAUGCAUGAUUUCCCUGUUUGUCGACCCCCUAUUUUUUUAUUUUCCGGAGGUUAAGAAGGAUAUGUGCAUGGAUGCAAGUGUGCCCCUUGAGAUAGGCCUUACAUUCAUCCGGUCAGUAGUCGAUGCAUUUUACGUGAUUCAGAUUUUUGUUAGGUUUCGAACAGCCUAUGUUGCUCCUUCCUCCCGUGUAUUUGGGAGAGGAGAGCUAGUUAUUGACUCUACAAAAAUAGCUUCAAGGUAUCUUCGGAGAGACUUUUGGCUUGAUAUGUUGGCUGCUCUACCUUUUCCACAGGUAACCACAAGUAACAAUUUCUCUCUUGUGUUGAUUUGGGGUGCAAUCCCAUGUCUAAGAGGUUCGAGGAUGAUAAAUGUGAAAAUUGUAUUACGCUUAGUUAUCAUUUGUCAGUUCCAGCUGAGGUUAUAUCUUAUCUUUCCACUUUCAUCACAAAUUAUUAAGAACACUGGGGUAGUGGUGGAAGCAGCAUGGGUCGGGGCAGCUUAUAAUCUGAUACUCUAUUUGUUGGCGAGCCAUGUAAGCUUUUAUUUCGAUUCUCAAUUUUGUGAAACACUUAAUUAUUAUCCUUGCAAAACUGUUGAAGCAUUUUAUUCACAGAAUCAAUGUAGUAAUACAUAUGCUUUGCGGAGACAUGUUAGAUAUAUGAUUCUUCAUGAGUUUUGCUUUGGGAUUUUAAAAGCGAUUGAUCGACAGGAACAAUGUUGGAAAGAAGUUUGUAAUCAGCAACAUCCGAGUUGCCAGUAUUGGUAUUUUGAUUGUCGCACCAUGUAUGAUUCUGGUAGAGCUGCUUGGUUCAACUCAAGCAACAUCUCCAGCCUAUGUGGUGCAGCUGGUGAUUUCCAAUUUGGAAUCUACGGAGAUGCAGUGUUUUUCGAUGUUACCUCAUCAAAUUUCUUGAGCAAGUACCUUUACUGUCUUUGGUGGGGCCUAAGGAGCCUAAGCUCUAUAGGGCAGAACCUCAGCACAAGCACAUAUAAAGGAGAAAAUAUUUUUGCCAUUAUCAUCGCAAUUCUUGGGUUGGUGUUUUUUGCAUUGCUUAUUGGAAAUAUGCAAGUAAGUAUAGCAAUAGCGAAAACAUUCCUCCAGUCCACAACUGUACGACUAGAAGAGUGGAGGGUUAAAAGAACUGAUACAGAAGAAUGGAUGCGUCACAGGCAGCUGCCCCAUGAGUUGAGACAGUGUGUGCGAAACUAUGAUUUAUAUAAAUGGGUUACAACUCGGGGAGUUGAUGAAGAAGUUAUUCUUGAAGGCCUUCCCUUGGAUCUCCGACGGGACAUCAAGCGUCAUCUCUGCCUUGAUCUAGUUCGACGAGUGCCACUAUUCGAUCAGAUGGAUGAGUGUAUGCUAGACGCAAUAUGUGAAAGGUUAAAGCCUGUUCUAUGCACCCCAGUCACCUGCCUAGUCCGCGAAGGGGACCCCGUCAACGAAAUGCUCUUUAUCGUUAGAGGGCACCUGGAUUCCUACACGACUGAUGGAGGCCGCACUGGAUUUCUCAACUCAUGCCGUAUUGGCCCUGGUGAUUUCUGUGGCGAGGAACUCUUAACCUGGGCCUUGGACCCGCAUCCAAGUGUCAUUCUCCCUUCUUCCACGCGGACAGUGAGAGCCCUCUCUGAAGUGGAAGCUUUUGCUUUCAUUUCCGAGGAUGUGAAGUUUGUAGCAUCACAAUUCCGAAAGCUGCAUAGCAAACAAAUGAGGCACACAUUCAGGUUUCACUCACAUCAGUGGAGAACUUGGGCUGCUUGCUUUAUACAAGCAGCUUGGUUUAGGUACAAAAGGAGGAUAGAAGCAGCUAGACUCAAGGCUAAGGAAGGCCGUGUAUCGCCUCCGCCUGAACCGGCAGUCGAGCAAACGGGUAUGUCCUUGCCCCUGAAGGCCUCGGAGUUGGCCAUGUAUGCCGCAACACUUGCAGCAAGCAAUAGAAAGGGUGGGAGCAAGAGGGGUAUUUCUGAAUUUGACCUCCUCAGCUCAUUGCAAAAGCCAGUGGAACCUGACUUUUCAAUUGAUGAUAAGUAA
Molecule: messenger RNA, 2400 nt
Organism: Ilex paraguariensis (yerba mate)
Lineage: Eukaryota; Viridiplantae; Streptophyta; Magnoliopsida; Aquifoliales; Aquifoliaceae
Source: the annotation of a GenBank genome assembly